AAAAAUCAUAUAAUAUCAAAAGUGAUAUCAAGGAAAAAAAGAAGGAAAACGAUUUUGAACACGGUAAUGGUAAUAUGCAAUAUGAUGAUACAAAUAUGCUCAAAAGAAAGUUGAGUUUGGAAGCUACUGAUGGUACUACAAUGCGUAAAAAGCAGAAAAAAGAAAAUAUAAAUUCAUUUAUAAAUGGUACGACUAGUGAAGAAUGUACAAGAAUUACAAAAGAACAUGAAAUGAAAACACUUCAAGAUUCUCAAGAAACCAACAACAAAGAUGAAAAGAAGAAAGAAGAUGAAAUAGAUAUGGAUAAACAGAUAGAAUAUUUGGAUGGAAGAAUUUUUAAAGAAAGCUUUAAUUCUGUAAAUGGCUUAGAUACAUUAAAAAAAUUUGUAAAAAUGUGCAAUGAAAAUAAGAGAAGAGAUUUUGCUGCAGAAUAUCUAGAUGCAGGUGGUAAUAUUUUGGAAAUAAUAAAAUUUUUAACUGCAGAAAAGAAAGGAGUUCGUGAUACCAUUACUGUAUUUUCUGCAUUAAAAAUAUUAUUAAUAAAAAUAUUAUCACAGUAUCCACAGUAUCAAUCUAGUGCAGAAGCAGCAUGUCGCCAUUUGAUUAAUUCACAUUUAUCAAUAAUUCAUUCAAUGUUGUCUAUACAAAGUAAUGCGAAACAACAAAAAGUAGUUUUACAACUACUUGCUGCAAUAGUUUCAUUUGGUGGAAAUCUUCCACGUGAAUUACUCACUCAUUUGUCUUUACCAAUGGAAGUUAUUAAAUCUCUUGUGCAACAUACAAAACCUACAGAUGACCAAAAUACAAGGAAUUGUUUUAUUCAUUUUAUUUUGGCUUUCUUAAUAGAUGGAAGUACACCGAUUAUUAGAACUCUUUUAGACAAACGUGAUUUGUUUUAUAGUAUAUUUCCUGAUUUAAUAUAUGAUUCUAAAGAUAUUAUUGUGUUAGUUUUAACUACUUUUAAAAUUCAUAUUCUUCAAAAUCUAAAUAUUAGUAAAACUAUGAAGUUACAACUAUUUCCAAUAUCAAUUAUUCAAAAUUUGGUGAAUAUCUACAAUUGGAAAGGUCCAAAUAAUUGUCCAAAACUCAAAAAUCGGAGUUUUAUUUCAGACUCGCAAAAUGUUGAAGAAAAACAGAUAGUUACUGAAGUUGUACAUGAUUUUUUAAUUUUAUUGUUAACAUCACAUCGAUAUGGUAUUGUUUUUCAUGAUCAUAUGCUUGGUACUUCACAUAUAAAACAUAAUCAUGUGAUAAAUACAAUACUUCAAAAUAUAGACAGACCUUGGGAAUAUGAAAAACCAUCGAAUUUAGUAAUUAAAAUAAUGACAGCAUGUCCUGAUUUAAUUAAAGCACAAUUUAUUCGUUUGGAACCAUACAUCGAACCCAGAGUUUCAUUAAAAUGGAUCAAAGCGAUGAAAUUUGUAAAAGAGACAAUACAAGCAGUAGAUGUAGAUAUUUGUAUAAAGACAUGUUCGUUAGAAUUAAACGUAUUACAAUUAGCAAAUGCAGUAUUAUCUAUAACUUUGCCAGGAAUAAUUUUGAAGCAAGCAAUCAUACCAUCUUUGUCUUCUUCUAAUGUAAUAACACAGCAUGAAGCAAUACUUACACUUACGUGUAUGCUUCAUCAGAUACAGAAGUACUUAUCAAUAUUAAAAACAGUUUACAAGGAAGAUACUGAUUUCUCCACUUUUAAGAACUGUGUAACAGAAUAUAUGAUAAAGAAUGUACCUAAUGUAAAUAUGGUCUUGAAUAUGUGGAGCAAUGCUUUCAGUUCACACACAAGUCCAAUUGAAAAUAAUAAUAAUGAUAUGGAAUGUAUUUUGGAACCAAAAAAAUAUGAAUACUUGACGGUUAUUUUAAAUUUAUUGCAUCUGUACAAUGAAAUAUGUCCAAAAUUAUUAGAUACAUCAACUGAUAUACCAUGUGAUACAUUUUUAAAUACAUUGAAUAAAUUAGAAGAAGAUACCAACGUUGAUGAAUUUAAUGCCAUAAAAGCAAAAGCUAUACAAUUUCUAGUUAUAUUGCAACCUUAUAAAUUUUCACCGCUUAAAAAAAUAUUUAACGAUGUAUUAUCAUUUUUGAUAUCUGCUUUAAAUGAAGAAACAUCUUCAACUACAUUAUGUGUAAAGGCAACAAUCAGAGUUUUGUUAAAUGCUACUGGAAUGUUUGAAGGAUGUAGCGACCACUUAGAUAUUUGGAUUAAUGGUUUCAUAAAUUUAGACGAUAGAAAGAAAUUAAUAAAAUGGUUUAUUUCUACUGUAAAGAAAACUGCUAAAGAUAUCGAAAAAUAUGUAAAUGAAAUAAUUAGAGCUGAAGAAGUUAUUAAUCAAGAAGUAGUUCAUGUUGGCAAAUUACAGGACAUAUUUAAUGAACUUGCAGAAAAGUCUGCUAUUUACCAAAAUUUGGAAAAUAACAUUUUGCCUAUGCAACAUUUCACAUCAAUAUCACCUCUUUUAUGUUGCAUGUUACAUGAAAUGAAGGAAGAUUCACAUCUUUCGAUAUUAUCUUAUUUAUCUUACAUUUUAAUACAUACGUUGCAUUAUCAAGUAAUGCCUCAAUGUUUAAUACAUUUAGCUAAAGAUAUACCAAAAUUACCAGUAAAAGAGUAUUUAUUAAGUUGGUUAGAAGACAAUCAAUCUGUUUAUAUUAAAAACAUAGUUCCUUCAAUGACUUUAGUAUGUAAAUUAAAUUCAAUGUUUUUGAGUGAUACUAAAUUACACGUGGAUCAAAUAUUUGAUGGUAACAAUAUAGUUACUUUUCAGUAUAAUAAGGAGAUUAUAACAAUUCACCAUUCUUUAUCGAGAUAUGAAAUUAUAUAUUUGUUUAAAAUGACUAUGUUCUAUUUAGUACAACACACUAAAAAAGGUGUUUUGACAAAAAUACAAUUUGAUAAUUAUAAAUAUUUUUUAAUAUUAUUAUUGCACAUUGCAAAGGAUAGUUCAAAUAGCUUUAUUCUUUUGGAAGAAUGUGCAAAAUCGAUUUUUACUCAUCCUACUAUUUUACAUUAUUUUUCUCCAGUUUAUCAAAGAAAUAAAAUUGUUGUAAGAAGUAUGAUUACUCUUAUAGUUACGGAUAUUUGUAGUGUAUUAAUUGACUUGCAUAAAAAAUAUACUAGAAAUCUAUUUAUUCAUUUCAAAAAUAAGUUACUUACACAACUAUGUAAAAUGAUAGACAAAAGACAAAAAGAUGGAAAAAUAAAUAGUCUCGAUAUGAUUAUUACCUUGUUAGAGGUAUUACAACCAACAUCAAAAGAUAUUGUACAUUUAUUAAAGAAAAUAGUACAAUUGGAGGAUAUCAUGUUUGUCUCAAACGAUGAAAAAUGUUUAUCAAUAUAUGGACAUACAGUUCCUAAGCUUUUAGAAAUCAUUAAUGCUAAUGAAAUGAAAUCGGAGCGAAAUGUAUUUUUUGAGUUGGAUGCAAAAUUUACCAGAAACUUGUGUUUACAUUUACUUUUUCUAAAACUGAAAUUAAUUACCAAUUUUGAAAUAUGGGAAACAACUUUAUGCAAAUAUCUUUCAAAUUUUUCAUUCAAUAUUGGUGGUAUUGAUGCAGAUAUUUUUUUGUCAUUGUUAUCAACGAAAAUUAUGGACACAACUGUAAAUUUAAUUUCAUUUUUAAUUGGAAAAAAUAUAAAAUUUAUACCUAUUUUUAUAGAAUAUAUAAAAAAGUCGGAAAAUAUGGAAAAAGCUAACAUUGUGUUACCAAUAGUUGCAAGUAAUUUAAAUUUUAAAUGGAAUCAAGAUUUUUUACAAAGUUUGAAAAAACGUUAUAAAGCUGAAAUUGUAUCUUAUUUGUGUGAUCCUAAAAAUGCAGAAUCUUGGAUAGAAAAAAAUGACACUGCAAUUUGUUAUUUAAUUAAAACUACAUUUAAUCUUAAAAUGUGCAAUGAUAUAUGUAACAUGAUUUUACAAAGUGGUGAUAAAUUGGAUGCAGUAUCUAUACACUACAUAAAAAUUCUUCAAAAUAUGUACAACAAAUUUGCUGUCUUAGAACCGGAGAGCGAAAAACUUAUUAUGAAUUUAAUACAAAUUUUUCUUCAUAUAAUUACUAUGACUUUAAAAAAGGAGUCUAAGAACGUUCAAAAACUUUGCAUCCUCUGUGAAGUAUUAAACGAUGCUGUUAAACAUUUAAGAGAAAAAAUAAAAGUUUUUGAAUUUGAGGCGUUAAGUACCAAUCAUUUAUGGUUACAAUUUACACGAUUUUGUUUAAAAUUUGGGCUCAAAGGAUCAAAAAAAGAUAAGGAAGUAGUACCAAUAAUAAAAACUUUAAGCAUUUUAUGUGAUAUUACAUAUAGAAAUAAUAGUAACAAUGAACAUGUCAAAACUUUGUUUGAGAUGGUAACUUCUCAUUCCGAAUUUAUUAAUAUUAUGUUGGAAUCGUCAAAUACUAAAAGAGAUUUAAUAGAAUUGCUAUGGAUUCUCAUACAAAAAAAUAAAGAAGUUAUGUCACUAACACAUGUACCUGUUUAUUUAGCGGCAUAUAAUGCUACUUUAAGCGAAGCUGAUCAAUUUAUUUUAUUUAUUUUGCAGUAUUACGAAAGUAAUAAUAUCAAUAUCUACAAAUAUCAGCCGUAUGUCUGGGGAAAUAUGGCCACAACGUAUUACAGCGUGAAAAGUGAAAUACAUUUGAGUUUAUGGAGGCAACCAUCUGUUAUGCAAGUUUUAAAUUUAUUUGAAGAAGAUAUAGUAAACAGUACUAUAAAGGAAUAUCCUGUGGAUAGAGAUUUGAAGGAUAAUGAAUUAUAUAGAGCAAAUAAUAAUGUAUACGACCCAGCAUUUUAUUUACCGUUAUUAUAUUUUCUAUUAUCAGAAAAUAAUGUCGUAUCAUGUUAUAAAGUUGCUCAAAGUGGUGCACUAGCCUUAACAUUUGCUGCAUGUAGCAGCAAGCAUUCUAAUGUUCGAAUGAUAGCUUAUACAAUUAUUGCAAGAUAUUACACUCAUUUGGAAGCUUCUAGCUCUAAAACAAGAUUAUUAUGGAUGCGAUUAAUAGAUGCAUUGCGUUACGGUAUUAUAUCACAACAAUCAGAAUUCAAUAAUAUACGUAUAAAUUGUUUAGUUUCCACGUUCUUGGCAAAGACGUCUUUGAUUACUACGCAACCAUUGCAUCCUCUUUAUUCAGUCUUACAGAUAUUUUUGGUAGCUAAACCAGCAUUAGAUAUAAACACGAUACCUGAAUUGUUGCAACUUUUACAUAGUUCUGAUAUAGAGCAUAAAAUACAUAGAUGUUGGAUUUUGGAAAAUAUUCGCGAUAGUAUGAAAUCAGAGGCUGAGUUAGACAUAGCUUUUAAAUGUGUUUUGUUUAAAAUGCUUUUUGAUUUUUAUAUUUCCAGUCUCUCAGAUUCAAAUACGAAGAAACUUAUUUUGGAAAUCAUUGAUGUCACAUUAAAAAUUAGGAAAGCCUCUAUACUUUUUAUAGAGCACUAUGGAAUAUUCCCCUGGUUAUUAGAAGUUUCAAGGAAUUUGCACAAACAAGAAACAGAACAUUUUGAAUUAAUAGUAAAAAUGAUGGACAAACUUCUAAAUACUAUAUUGAAUAUGAAAGGCGAUAUUACCCAUUACAAAUUAAUGCUUUUAAAUAUUGCAUUAUGUUUAAAGUCAUGUUUAUUUACAGAUAUUAGAAUUAGAGUUUUUAUAUCAUAUAUCAAUAUUUUGCAAAAAUUACUGCUCUCGAGACAUAUGAAAAUAAUUGUUACCAAAGAAUAUAUACUAGAAAUUGUGGAGUUUUCGAGAAAGAUAUUAGAUAAUAUAGAGGAAUGCGAUGACAUGCUACGUUUCGGUUGCGAGUACGUAACUAAAAUAGAUUGUUCAAAAGAUGACGAUGAAGUCCAAGUAGCAAAAAAUAGCUUGAGAACAUUAGUAUGGACGUGGUGUGCCCACGAAAUAAAUUAAUUUGUAAUUUUUGUACAUUUUUUAAACAUUUGUAUGUAAUGAAAUUAUAUUUGUCGAGUGUAUUUAAAUAUUAUUCUAUAUAUUACAUCAUUUAUAGUAGCAAGAAGAACUUCAAUUACUUCUUGGAUAAAAUGUGUGUACAAAAACGUCUGCAUUCGGAUCUCUGAACAUUCCUUGAUGGUGCCUUAGUACUAUUGUAACACGAAUAAUGUCUAAAUGUUGUGAGACUGCGCGACCAUUCCUGUAUUCUUUCAUUUGCGGUAGAACAAAGUGAUUUCUUUGUAAA
Frieseomelitta varia is the source of this 6174-nucleotide messenger RNA. RefSeq names its product nucleolar pre-ribosomal-associated protein 1. The record is from RefSeq and is a predicted model, not a curated record. Lineage: Eukaryota; Metazoa; Arthropoda; Insecta; Hymenoptera; Apidae. Gene Ontology annotation, biological process: maturation of LSU-rRNA from tricistronic rRNA transcript (SSU-rRNA, 5.8S rRNA, LSU-rRNA); maturation of 5.8S rRNA from tricistronic rRNA transcript (SSU-rRNA, 5.8S rRNA, LSU-rRNA). The coding region runs from base 75 to 5888 and encodes 1937 amino acids. Gene Ontology annotation, cellular component: nucleolus. The transcript has 15 exons.